AGAGAAGGUGCCAACGGGAACAAAAUCAGAGUCACCAAAAGCAUGCUCCAUAGAGAACUGGAUCUUGGAGUUAGACUCCGACUCCAAAUGCCUCUUCCGUGGGGAUCUAGUAGCAGCAGGGAUGGAUGCGGAUUCAGGGAAGCGAGGUGGAGCGCCUUGAGACCGAACUUCUCGUCAUCUAAGAGGAGCUCAUCGGAUUUCAAUUGGAAAGAGGGGAAGGAGAAGAGCUAGAGAGUGAGGAAGAAAGCUAAUAGACUCCUUUCUUCAUUUUUCUGGUUUUCCUGUUAGAGGAGGAAUCGACGAGUUUUGCGGAGUGAUUGGAUUCCUCAAAACGACGUAUGAUACUUUGUCGUUUCAACUUUUUUUGGUUAGUCCCUAAACUUUUUUUUUGAGUCCCUAUAAAUGUAAUAAAGAGUCAAUUUUGAU
Molecule: messenger RNA, 426 nt
Organism: Rubroshorea leprosula
Lineage: Eukaryota; Viridiplantae; Streptophyta; Magnoliopsida; Malvales; Dipterocarpaceae
Source: the annotation of a GenBank genome assembly